Anolis carolinensis (green anole) is the source of this 3725-nucleotide messenger RNA. It is a transcript of the gene sgsm3, whose product is annotated as small G protein signaling modulator 3. Bases 398 to 2656 code for a protein of 752 amino acids. NCBI's taxonomy places the organism in Eukaryota, Metazoa, Chordata, Lepidosauria, Squamata, Anolidae. Gene Ontology annotation, molecular function: protein binding. The transcript has 24 exons. The record is from RefSeq and is a predicted model, not a curated record.
CAGGUGGGGGCCGCUUCGCAGUGCGCAUGCGUGUCUCUGAGCCGAGGUGCUGACGGGAGGCCAAGGAGCGACACUUCGUCGAGGAGAGCCGUCGACAAACCAAAGAAAAAAGGGAGGAGAGGAAAAGUGUAGUCUGUAACAGUCUUCAAAUUGAGUACAAGCAAUCUCCAACUUGAAAUCUUGAGUCACUUAAAUCCCAGCAAUGUUAUCUCAGAAAGAAAGCAAGAAGUGAAUCUCUGAAGUCUACUUUAUCAGGUGGUCCUGGAACCUAACCCCCACGAUAAAUGAGGGAACACUGUAAUUGAGUGGUCUUGCAAUAUAAUUUUAUUUCUGUAUUAUGUCUGGAUCUAGCUUGUACAGCUGAGUGACUUACUGGAGACCAUAUUCUGCUGUUGCCAUGUCAGGAAGCUAUACUCCAACAGCUGGUGGCCCUUUUUCUGCUCUCACUCCCAGCAUAUGGCCGCAGGAUAUCCUGGCAAAAUAUACCCAGAAAGAAGAAUCUGUUGAGCAACCUGAAUUCCGAUAUGAUGAAUUUGGUUUCCGAGUAGACAAAGAAGAUGGUGCUGAGCCAAACUCCAGCAAGCUCUUGGGAAUCCCACUGACAGAAGAGCCACAACACAGACUGAAAUGGCAAGCUCACCUGGAGUUCACACACAACCAUGACGUAGGGGACCUCACCUGGGAUAAGAUUGAAGUCACACUUCCUCAUUCAGAUAAGCUACGAUCCCUGGUAUUGGCUGGCAUUCCUCAUAGCAUGAGACCACAGCUAUGGAUGCGACUAUCUGGUGCUCUACAGAAGAAAAGAAGUUCAGAAAUGUCUUACCGAGAAAUUGUAAAAAAUAGCUCAAAUGAUGAAACCAUUGCUGCUAAACAAAUUGAGAAAGACCUACUCCGCACCAUGCCCAGCAAUGCCUGCUUCUCCAACAUGAACAGCAUUGGUGUGCCACGACUGCGUAGAAUAUUACGUGGGCUGGCUUGGUUAUAUCCAGAAAUUGGCUACUGUCAAGGCACUGGCAUGGUAGUGGCUUCCUUGCUUCUCUUCCUGGAAGAAGAAGAUGCCUUCUGGAUGAUGUGUGCCAUUAUUGAGGACUUGGUACCAGCCUCUUACUUCAGCACCACUUUGAUGGGUGUACAGACAGACCAACGUGUCUUGCGACAUCUCAUUGUACAGUACUUGCCACGACUGGACAAACUUCUUCAGGAACAUGACAUUGAACUGUCCCUGAUCACCCUGCACUGGUUCCUCACCUCCUUUGCUAGCGUUGUGCAUAUCAAGCUGUUGCUACGCAUCUGGGACCUUUUUUUCUACCAGGGUUCCAUAGUUCUCUUCCAGGUCACUCUGGGCAUGCUUAGCAUGAAGGAAGAUGAAUUGAUCCAGUCAGAGAACUCUGCAUCCAUCUUCAACACACUCUCAGACAUCCCCUCUCAGAUUGAAGAUCCAGAUGUGCUCCUGCAGGAAGCCAUGCGGAUUGCUGGGUCGCUGACAGAUGUGGCAGUGGAGACUCAGCGUUGUAAGCACCUUGCUUACCUCAUUGCAGACCAAGGGCAGCUAUUAAGUCCUGGUGCUGCUGUCAACCUCUCAAAGAUUGUACGACGCAGAACACAGCGUAGGAAAUCUGGCAUUACCUCACUUCUUUUUGGAGAAGACGAUAUGGAGGCACUGAAGGCCAAGAAUAUUAAGCAAACGGAACUGGUUGCAGACUUGCGAGAGGCCAUCCUUCAAGUUGCGCAACAUUUCCAGUGUGUGGAUCCCAAGAGUUGCAGCAUAGACUUGACUCCAGAUUACACCAUGGAGAGCCACCAGAGGGACCACGAAACCUACGUGGCAUGUUCCCGGAACCAGCGGCGGCGCGCCAAGGCCCUUCUGGAUUUCGAGCGGCACGAUGACGAUGAACUAGGCUUCCGUAAGAAUGAUAUCAUCACGAUAAUCUCCCAGAAGGAUGAGCAUUGUUGGGUGGGAGAACUGAAUGGCCUUAGAGGUUGGUUUCCUGCAAAAUUUGUAGAGGUCCUGGAUGAACGAAGCAAAGAGUAUUCCAUUGCUGGAGACGACUCUGUCACUGAAGGCAUCACAGACUUGGUUCGGGGGACACUGUCUCCAGCCCUCAAGGCCAUAUUUGAACAUGGGCUGAAGAGGCCAUCCUUACUGGGUGGGGCCUGCCACCCCUGGCUCUUCAUUGAAGAGGCUGCUGGGCGUGAGGUGGAGCGAGACUUUGACUCUGUGUAUUCCCGCCUUGUGCUCUGCAAGACUUACAGGUUGGAUGAAGAUGGGAAAGUGCUGACUCCAGAAGAACUGCUUUAUCGAGCAGUACAGUCUGUGAACAUGUCACAUGAUGCAGCACAUGCUCAGAUGGAUGUGAAGCUCCGUUCCCUCAUCUGCGUUGGACUGAAUGAACAAGUCCUGCAUUUGUGGCUUGAGGUAUUGUGCUCCAGCCUGCAGACGGUGGAGAAAUGGUUCCAUCCCUGGUCAUUUCUGCGAAGUCCAGGCUGGGUGCAGAUCAAGUGUGAACUCAGAGUCCUCAGUAAAUUUGCAUUCAGCCUCUCUCAAGACUGGGAGCUCCCUAUAAAAAGAGAGGAGAAGGAGAAGAAACCAUUGAAGGAAGGAGUUCAGGACAUGCUCGUAAAACACCACCUUUUUAGCUGGGACAUAGAUGGAUGACUUUUGCUCCACCUCCUUUUUGGACUUCUUGUAUGAUAUAUUUGGAAUAUGUCCCUUUUCUCCCCUCACCAGCCUGUUGCCCCUUUAUGCGUUGUACACUGUAAACAACCAUGUGUGCUUUUGGUAUUUUGUUAGUUGCAAGAUUGCUCUCACUUCGUAGCAGCUUGCUCUAGCAAAUGGGCAGGAGCACAUUUAAGAGCUCAGGAGUGGCUCUUUGCUGCUGAAAGUCUGGCUGCCAAACAUCCCUUCUUCAUGGUGUGUCACUAACUGUGCAGAGCAUGUAUGCACCUACUCUAUCCACUCGGGCCAAGUGCUUGAGGUGAAGGCUGACAGUCUGGGUGAAAGGUAAGGAGAGACAAUGGCAUUGGUAACGAAGAUAUCAUAAGCAAGGGAAGUGUAAUGUGACACUGUGGAAGCCCCAGCAUUGCUGCUGCAUUCCCUUCUGUCCAAGAGGAGAAACUGAUGGCUGGCAGUCUCCUCCAAGACUCAUUUCACUUAGCUUUUAUUUUCUUACAUAGAUAUAACGUGUAAAGCAGUCAUUGACGUAAGAGGGAGACAAUGUGACUACUGACUACUUUCCCGCAAGUCACUACAGUGCAUAAGUGGCUUUGGUAUUGCCACAAAGUGCCUACAAUGAUUGGCUGGUUAGCAAGACAGUGUUAGGUGUUGUGUAAGAUGGUGAAAUACCAUUACCACCAUGCCUUUCAUUCCAUCCAGCUGUGACCCACCAUGAAAUGUUUUAACCUGGAGCAUUAUUUUUAAAACUAGUAACCAAAAGAUGUAAGUUCUAUCCAAAAAUGUCUGUAUAUUUUGACAUAUCUUAAAUGUAAAACGUCGAUUCAGGACUGAGCUGGCUCAGGGAGAGAACUACAGCCCCUGCUCUAAGUAGAAGGCUAGCAGGGACUGUAAGAUGGGAGCACAUAACUAGCUGCAUGGUGGCAGCUCAUCUUAGGGGAAGAGGUAAUGAAAGCACUGGUUGGGGAGCACAAUCAAAUUGUGAAGUGAAACAAGGCUCUUUGUCAUUUUGGUUCAUAAAUAAAUUGCACAUCUUGUGACAGUCGUAGGGAAA